AUGUCUGAGGUACAAUCAAGACCAGCGCCUCGUGGCAGAGGCUCAGCUCGAGGUGGUCGUGGAGGUUUUGCACCAAGAGCUGGUCGCGGCGGAAGAGGUCAGGCAGCUAACGGCGAGAACACAUCUACUACUGCAUCAAUUGAGCAAGAUAAUACUGAAGUCAUUCAAUUAAAGAAGAAGCAUGGUAGCAAAGUUAGCACUAUCCAAGAAUUGUUUCCAGGCUGGACAGAUGAGGAUGUUGUUAUGGCUCUUGAAGAAACAGACGGAGAUCUAGAAAGUACUGUCGAGCGCAUUUCGGAGGGUACCAUCUCACAAUGGGGAGAGGUUUCGAAUAAGAAAGACCGAUCUAAGUCCAAAGCCCACGAAUCAGCUCCAUCUACUGCUCUUAACGAAAUUAACAACACUGGAAGAGCCUCCCGAGGUGGUAGAGGUGGAUUUGAUGGUAGCAGAGGACGCGGUCGCGGUAAUGACAGAGGUCGAGGUGGUAGAGCUCGUGGAGCUUCAAUUGCGCAUACAAAUGGUACACGUAACGAAACUACCGAAGUUUCUGUUCCUACAACUGAAUCUAACGCUUGGGAUACUACUGCCACUACUGAAGACACCGCUAAAGAUACCAAUGCCGAUUCUCGGGAAUCUACCAAACCUACUGAGGGCGAUAAUACCUGGGGUGCCGCAGCAACCAGUGCAGCUGUCACAACUGCCACCGCCGCUUCAACUGCAGCUUCAAGCAUUAUUCCCGAUGGAGUCAAGAAGAGCUGGGCAAGCAUGUUUGCUCCUGCACCUAAGCCCAAGAAGGCCCCAGAGCCGCCCGUGGAAAAGCCUGCAGAACUCCCUAAGCCAGAAGAACCGGUCGAAGCCCCAGUUGUUUCAGAGCCAGAGCCCUCCAUCCCUGAACCAGAGCCCGUCGAAACCCCGGAACCCGCUGCCCCAGUCGAGCCACCCGUCGAACCUGAAACUAAUGUUAAUCUCACCCCAUCAAAGGACGAAUUGACGGAGACAAACCUCGAACAAGUUCCAGAUGAAUCAGUUCCACCACCAAGUGCAACUGCUGCAAGCACAGCUGCAAGCUCAUGGGAUCCAAGAAAUGCUACUGGAAAUUCUACACCUUAUUCCGCAUUACAAGCUCAAACUUCAGCUACUGCCCGUGCUCCAACCAGUGGUUUCCAAGCUUCGGCACUAAAGGCUACUGGGUCGUCGGGUCGCACACCAAGCUUUCAACGCCGCGUCCUCGACCAGGAAGAAGCUGUUCGCAUGCCAGGUAAUCGCGAGGUGGAUAGGGCCGCUGUACAAUUUGGCGCAUUUAAUCUCAGUGGUACAAGUGAAGACGAUGUUGAUGGUGAUCGUGAAGAGCCCGAGACUAGAGCUCAACCACCACAACAUUCGCCAGUAGCCCCGAGAGCUACUUUACCUCCUGCUCCGCAACAGGCUGCACCAGUUUCCGAGACCUUGCCUACCCCAAAGCAAGCUCCUGGAUUGCCCGCAGCUACUCACCCAACAGCUGCCCCUGGACUUCCUUCCCCACAAACCCACUCUACUUCUCAAACUACAUCUCAACAAGGACCUCAAACUGCUGGUUCUCAAUUAGGUCAGUACGGUCGAUAUGGACAACCGGGAUCCCAGGAACAGUCUUCUUUGCCACAGAAGCCUUACGACGCGUUCAGCCAACAGGCGCCAAGCUCGCAAAGCCCAUUCGAAGGCUAUCCAAGUCAGGCUCAGUCUCAGCCACAACAACAAUCCGGCGCGUUUUCUUCCGCACCAAACGAUUACUCUUCAUACUAUACCUCUGAUCCGCAAAGACAAAAUUACAACAGUUACUAUCAACAGCAAUAUGGCUUGCAACAAGGCAGCCAAGGUCAACAAGAUGUUUCAGCAUCUCAAAGAUCUUAUAGUGGGUACAAUGGACCACAAAGUGAAACUUCCGGCCAACAAUCCCAAUCACGUUAUGCGACUACAGGAGAAGGUCAGAAUAGUGGACACACUACUCCUAACCCAGUAGCUCAAAGCCAACAACAAACUGGCGCUGCUGCUCAAACAACCCAGCCUCAACCAGGCCAUUCACAACAACCCCAAGGAGGUUAUCCAUAUGGACAUCCUUACUAUUCUUCCCCAUACUAUGCUACUUACAUGAACCAGUUCCAACAAUCUGGCGGCUACGGUGGUUAUGGUGGUUCUCCAUAUGGUGGUGGAAAAGGUGGUAUCCACGGUCAACCAUACCAAGGUUACAUGUCACCAGGUGCACCAUAUGAUCACACCUCUUCUCCUGCUGCUGGUGGAUUUGCUGGAUCCUCUCUUCAUGGCCGUGACUCCGCAGUUGGAGGGGGCUUGGGUGAUUAUGGCCGAGCCGGAUCAUCCCAAUCAUCGCAGACUCCACAAGCAUUUGGUGCUGGGUCCCAUGAUGCAUUUAGCCGUGGUGCUUAUCCUUCAGGUCAGCACUACAAUGCACCACAAAGCAGCCAACCUGGCGCUAGUGAUGACUUGAAGCCGUUUGGUGACUCGAAGACUGCCAAUGGACCAAGCCCAUCUUUGUCUCAAGCUGGAAGACCUGGCUCUGCUACCAAUGCUACCCCUGGGUCAGUUUUGCCACCCCCACAAUCGCAACAAGGUGGGUAUGGUGGAUACCCAAGCCAUCUUCAAGGUCAUGGACUUCACGGCAGCCAAGCUGGUAGCCAAUAUGGCGGCCUUGGUGGUGUCGGAGGUCAUCAAGCUGCUGGUCAAGGGCACCAGAGUAGCGGAUAUGGAGGCUACCAAGGUUACGGAGGUUACCAGGGGUUCGGUAACAGCCAACAACGUGGUGGAUGGGGUGGCAACUAUGGACAUUAA
This is a messenger RNA of Sclerotinia sclerotiorum 1980 UF-70, 2820 nucleotides long. RefSeq lists its product as hypothetical. Bases 1 to 2820 code for a protein of 939 amino acids. The record is from RefSeq and is a predicted model, not a curated record. The transcript is spliced from 3 exons. NCBI's taxonomy places the organism in Eukaryota, Fungi, Ascomycota, Leotiomycetes, Helotiales, Sclerotiniaceae. Gene Ontology annotation, cellular component: cytoplasm; nucleus. Gene Ontology annotation, molecular function: ubiquitin binding.